Porites evermanni is the source of this 1348-nucleotide messenger RNA. Lineage: Eukaryota; Metazoa; Cnidaria; Anthozoa; Scleractinia; Poritidae. The record is from the annotation of a GenBank genome assembly.
GUACAGCCCACCGAACCAGUUUCGAAUGAAACAGUGUCACCCAGUGGCUUGAACAACCAAGAAUUACUUGUUAAAUAUUCGCUCCGUCAUCCCGCGUCACUGCAAGUGGACUUUAGCACCAGCAGGUAAUUUUAAAGGCCAGAGUUUGUCCACGUGGAAGGUGUUGAAUGACUAAAUACCUCGAAACGUUUUGUUUUAAAUACCAAAUAAACAUCACUAUAAAUAUAUGGUGAGUAGUGCAAUGCUUCUUCUGUUUGGACAAGUGACCCUUUCACCCUAAAACGUUUGAUAAUGCGGUGCUUUUUUGUACUUCCAAAGCCAUGUUUCGAACUGACAAAAAUUUAUCGGUCCUUUUUGAUCAUUAUUAAGAGGAAAUUGGGAACUUAUUAUUUUAUUGCAUUUUUACCGACAAAUCCUUGGUGGCUACGUUCAAAAGUUUAUCCUGCACCUGAGUUUUACCUGUAAUGUGAUGUUGUUGUUGUUUUUUUGUUUUCAGAUUGGCACGUCUUUCAGUGGAACUCUUGUUGCAUAACUGCUGCUCAAAACCUGUUGAUGUGUUUGUGGAAUUGUUUUCCAGGUUGCGCAUUUUAAUUCUCUAUUGUUUUUAGGGCUAACAUUAUCUUGAGAGCCUUUUCCUUCAACUUGGCGACCAGAGAAAGCCUUGAAACAAGCUCUUAUACUUUUUACACUGGAAUCUGAAUGACAUGCCUUGACAUGUUGCUCAUUCCCAAUCAAAGAACCUCGUCAUUUUGCCGUCCCCAAGUUUUGUACCCCCUCUCCCCCCUCCCCACUUCUGCCUUCCCUUACCCAAACCCCUAGUCAUACGACCUUGAUCCGUAGGAAUCCCUUGCGGCAUGACGGUAUGUAUCAAAAUUUGCUGUCUUGAAUAAAAUCCCAUGAAAUUCCCUCGGACCCCGCUGGAGGCGUUUGAACACGAUGUAAAAACACACAUGCCACAUGUUUUCCUGUUACUUUCAAACAAGUUGUCCCUUUGAGUUCCUUACAUCUCUGGCUUCUUUCUAGUGUUGGAAACUCGACUGCAGUCUUAGAAGAUAAACCUACCGACGCCCAAGACAACUUCUUUUCAUUCGACACGGAUUCCAGUCCUGCAUCAAAAUCGUCUCCCACUUCCCUUACUUGGAUUGGGCAAACCUCAAGGAGAUUUCACUUGCCCUCAAGCGGAUCUUCGUCGUUGGUAUUCCGCGCUCUAGUUACUCUUCCGGGCGUUUAUAACAUGAACAAUUUUCGCGUCCUCGCGAAGCUAUCCGAAGAACUUGAACCUGGGGGCAGUAUGGUUCUUCAAAAGCCUUGUCCGCCCAGCUUUGUGGUUGUGGAGAACACUUCAUGA